Messenger RNA from Seriola dumerili (greater amberjack), 1905 nucleotides. It is a transcript of the gene hexim1, whose product is annotated as hexamethylene bisacetamide inducible 1. NCBI's taxonomy places the organism in Eukaryota, Metazoa, Chordata, Actinopteri, Carangiformes, Carangidae. The transcript has a single exon. The record is from RefSeq and is a predicted model, not a curated record. Gene Ontology annotation, cellular component: cytoplasm; nucleus; nucleoplasm. Gene Ontology annotation, biological process: negative regulation of transcription by RNA polymerase II; negative regulation of cyclin-dependent protein serine/threonine kinase activity. Gene Ontology annotation, molecular function: cyclin-dependent protein serine/threonine kinase inhibitor activity; 7SK snRNA binding. The coding region runs from base 324 to 1418 and encodes 364 amino acids.
UUGUGAAGGCGGAACACGGUCUCCGGGUGAACUGCAGCUCUGACAGCAUCGAAACAGUUAAUGGUAGUUAGCGACAGUUGCUCUGACAAAUCCUUGAAGGAGUAACAAGUGUUUACUGUUUGGAAGUUUACUUUUACUUUACGAGAGUUUGUUUUUAAACUUCAACACUCAAACUUUCUUUAGUGACUUCGGCUCAUUCUGAAAUAAGUAUAUUUUCGUCCAUAUUUAGGUUUAACGUCUUUUUACGAACUUCGUAGCUCAGUUUCGAGAGCAGAAACAUCACCUAAAAAUGCGCUAAAGCGGAGCCAUCAGAGCAGAUCACCAUGAUGACAGAGCCAGCGGAGCAGACCCAUCACCUGAAAACUUCAGGCAGCCCAUCAGGUGGGAGCAGCGGAGACGCUUUGGAGCAUCUCCCAGCCAGCAACCGUGGUGGACCGGUGAACGGCGACAGGGGGCGACAGAGAGAGCAGAAGCGGCGGCAGCAGCGGGCGGAGAACUGUGGGGAUAACAACACAGACAAGUUAUGGCAAAUGAAAGGCGGUCAGAGGGAGGUGUUCCCUGCCUUAGCAGCCGGAAACGAGCUCCUAAAGUGCCCGACUGCAGCUGAAUCUCACCAGAACCCCCAAAUUCAUGCAGCGGGUGGCGGUAAUCUCACCACACUGGGGAAAACCGGCGAAGAGACUUUGAACCAGGUGCAAGAGGAGAGUUUGCACAUUGACUCCGACACUGGCUUAGACGCGCGUCUGGGUAAAAAGAGGCAUAGGCGCAGGACCUCCAAGAAGAAGCGCAACUGGAAGCCUUAUUACAAACUUUCCUGGGAGGAGAGGAAAGCCCUGGAGGAGAGAGAGACGGCCAGGGCUUCCCGAUUGAGAGAGGAGAUGUUCGCCAAAGGGCUCCCAGUGGCCCCCUAUAACACCACACAGUUCCUGAUGGACGAGCAUGACCGGGAGGAGCCCGACCUGAACACCGAGACCGGGGUCAGGCGGCCCUCGGGGGUAGGCGGUCGCAUGGAGGACACUGGCAGCGAGGAGGACCUCUUCGACAAUGAAGAGGAGGACGAUGAUGACGGCAGCGGCGGAGGCAGCGAUGGUAUCGGGAGGCCCGGGAACGCAGGUGGGGAGUUUCUCCAGAGAGACUUUUCCGAGACCUACGAGAUGUAUCACGUAGAGAGCCUGCAGAAUAUGACCAAGCAGGAGCUGGUGCAGGAGUACCUGGAGCUGGAGAAGUGUAUGUCCCGGCUGGAGGAGGAGAACAACCGGCUGAGGCGCGCCGUGGAGCCUGGGGGUCUGACCGUGGAGAGCUCCCUGGUCCGGCUCAGAGAGCUGGAGAGGGAACUGGAGAGACUGAGGGCCCAAAACACGGAGCUCCUUCUGCAGAGCCAGCCGAGCAAGGACAGGGCCCAGGUCGCUACAAACUAGAGGACACUAGUCAAGUUGGGAAAACCCCCUUUGAAAGAGGUAAAAACAUGGGACUACUGCAUUUUUUUAAAAAUGUCAUAAUUUUUCUGUAACCGGUUUGUCAUCUGGACGAUGAAGUCCUUGCAUUGCAAUGCAAUACUUGACGUUUCUUUUCUAUUUGGACUGUAAGGUUGUCCUGUUCAAUUUUUUUCCAAGAAGAAAUGUAAAUAUUUCAAAAUAAGAUUCUUUUUAUAAAGAGAAUGUAUUUGACAAAACAAGAAUAUUUUGUUUCCCUGGUCAACUUCGUAUGUGUCCAUUUAAAUAAUACUGUUUAAUUUUUGAAUUUAAAAACAAACAUUGUAUGUUGCACCCCCUCCCCGCCCCCGAAGAAACAAACCAACAAACCAACAAACAAACAGAACUGAAUAACAAAUUGCCGUUAAUUGGGGCAGCUUGCAAAGACUGUUUUGCAGAAGUAAAUUCCAGAGUGAACAUUUUAACAGUUGUG